Molecule: messenger RNA, 2175 nt
Organism: Wallemia mellicola CBS 633.66
Lineage: Eukaryota; Fungi; Basidiomycota; Wallemiomycetes; Wallemiales; Wallemiaceae
Exons: 6
Coding region: 1-2175 (724 amino acids)
Biological process (GO): nucleoside transmembrane transport
Cellular component (GO): plasma membrane; fungal-type vacuole membrane
Molecular function (GO): nicotinamide riboside transmembrane transporter activity; nucleobase transmembrane transporter activity
Source: RefSeq, a predicted model, not a curated record
AUGAACCGUCACUAUGUACCAAACUACACAGGUAGUCCUAGCUGGCAGGCGAAUGAUUUCUUCAAUGCACACAGCCGUACGCUAGGAUUAUCCAGGGAUAGAUUCCCGCACUCUUGGUUUGGUGAACUUUGGGCUGCAAUUCGCAGUAUACUAAGAAUUGGUGGUUCACAUAUUGAAGAAGCUCAGCUCGCACAUUCAAAGUAUUACUACCAAGGAUACUUUGAACCGCCAUACUCAACCAGAGAAUUGGCUGCUGCAGCGGGAUAUCAAGCGUUUUUGAUAUGGGAGAAUCAUCACACUAUACUCAUGCCCUCCUUUGUACCGGCUAUGAAGGAGGUUUUGGAGUGGAUUUCUGGUAUUGCCAUAGCUGAAUCCUGCAAAUUAUGCGAGGAAUUAGCGUUUACAAACGAGAAAGAUAUCCGAGAAGCCUGCGAGUGGGCAGCAAAAACGUCACAAAAGUGCUACGAGGAGACACAUUCACGUAUAAAGCGAUUUAGGAGGCACUCAGUUGGUAAUCAAAGGAGACAUCAGGAGUAUUACAAUAGCAAGUAUUUACCAGGUCAAUCUGAUACCAUGUAUGGUGGAUAUACGGGUUAUGACGACUAUGGCGCUCAGUAUGGUUAUGAGCAGCCGUAUAUGAAUGACGGAUACUAUGGCAAUGGGUUUAUGCCUAUGUCUCACUAUCCAUCUCAUUCAAAUUACGGAUAUAUGCCUCCUAUGGGAAUGGGAGGCCCUAUGGGUGGAAUGGGUGGAAUGGGCGGUAUGGGAGGUUCAUUAUUUAUAGAUAUAUUUACUUUACUAUUGUACUUAAUACCAUUGUAUUCUUUAUUUUUGCAACGAUUUAAAUAUCAGUCGGUGGACAACCAGAAGGAUAAUGAUGAAGAGGUUGACACAUCAGAGAAACUAACUUUGACUACGUUCUUUGCCCUUGGUAUAUCGAUGCUGCUACCUUGGAAUGCACUUAUACUGGCCUUGCCAUUCUUUGACGACGCAAUCCCAUACGAUUUCUUUCCCUCAUCACUCUCCGCUGCUUUCACUAUUCCAAACUUCCUCACUCUCGCCUUUGCGACGCUCACACAUCCCGGAUCGGACGUUGACAGUCGGGUGAAGCGUUCACUCAUGCUUAUGACUAUCCCUUUGGCCAGUUUGGGAUUCCUGGCUUACAUUUCUGGGACAUUUAAACCAGAAUUUCUGUACAUUUGUGUACUUAUUUGCGCAACAUGCACCGCCGUUGGAAGCGCUUACUUACAAUCAGCGGGCACUGCCGUUGCAAGCUUAUAUGGGCCUUCACACUUGAAGGCGAUUUUCACUGGACAAGGUCUCGUUGCAGUCCUAGUCUCUUUCUUCCAACUACUUCUACAGAUAUUUUCUAGUGGUACUCAGGAGGAUGUAGCGGCUGCGAACGCGAUUGCUAUAUUAUCAUCGUACGCUAUCUCAACACUCAUUUUGAUUGUCUCAGCGGGAAUUUUCUAUAAGCUGUCAAAAACUGCUACAUUUAUCGAAAUUACUUCCAACAACAAGCUUAAAACACCUUCACUUCAUCCAAUUGAGCUUAUGAAGCAGGUUAAUUCACGUGUAUGGGAAUAUGGUUCAGCGGUGAUGGUAGAUUUCGCCGUAACUUUGGCUGUUUUCCCAACAAUUACAGUCCUGGUACGCUCUUCUGAUCCAAUAGAAAGUCAACCUUUGUUGCUUCACUCUGUGUACUUCCCUUUGGUGCACUUUUUGGCUUUCAACCUUGCAGAUCUCGCAGGAAGAGCUCUUCCAUCUGUGGAACUCCCUAAGAGGUUUAAAAGCGCUACCAUUAAGACGAUUCAUCCAACAUCCUCCAAGGUUCUCAUUGGGAUGUCAGCUAGUCGGUUGAUUUUCAUUCCACUCUUCCUCGCGUCGAAUAUACCAAAUACCGCACCAUCAUUUCUCAAACACGAUUCAAUAUUCUUCCUUUUAAUCGCAUUCUUUGGCUUAUCAAAUGGAUAUAUCGCAACCAAUGUAUUCACCGCUGGUACAAAUGAGCAAUAUAAUGUAAAACUCAACGAGCCACUUUCAAUUCCAGGGGAGGAAGAACACAAUGCCAAAGAUAUUGGUGCAAGCGUUCUAGUUUUCUAUCUAACUGGAGGUUUGAGUAUUGGUAGUAUAUUAUCAUUUGUCGUCCCAACAUUCCUUAGAACAAUAUCAUAA